Messenger RNA from Fusarium oxysporum Fo47, 732 nucleotides. Its product is annotated as general substrate transporter. Gene Ontology annotation, biological process: carbohydrate transport; transmembrane transport. The transcript has a single exon. The coding region runs from base 13 to 732 and encodes 239 amino acids. Lineage: Eukaryota; Fungi; Ascomycota; Sordariomycetes; Hypocreales; Nectriaceae. Gene Ontology annotation, cellular component: membrane. The record is from RefSeq and is a predicted model, not a curated record. Gene Ontology annotation, molecular function: carbohydrate:proton symporter activity.
GAACUUUUUUCCAUGCGAUACUUCCACCGCACGCUCAUGGCGGCUUUCAUCGUCUCUCAGUCCCAGCUCUCAGGCGCCUCUGUCAUACAGAACUUCCAGAACACAUUCUAUGCCAUCCUUGGUAUCACCGGUCGACAGUCGCUCUUGGUAUCUGGUAUCUACGGUUUCAUGGGUGUUAUCGGAACCAUCAUCUACUUGGGCAUCGUUGCAGACAGAUGGCCUCGUGCUCGAACAUUGUGGACUGGCUCGCUCGCCUUGUCCGUCUCCAUCGCUAUCUGUAUGGCUUUGAGUGCCACCUAUGGUCAGGCUGGAGAGAGUAACAUGGCUGGAGCAAGAGCAAGUAUCACUUUCAUCUUCAUCUACUCUGCGACCUUUGCAAUCUUCUUCAACACAAUGAUCUGGGUUGUCCCAUCAGAGCUGUUCCCAACAUUCCUUCGAUCAAAGGGCACAGCCUUCGCCGUGUCAUCCAAGUCCGUCGUCGCUAUCGUUCUUAGUCAGAUUACUCCUUUGGCGCUCGCAGAGGUCAGCUGGAGGUUCUAUGCUCUCUUUAUUGCCUGUAACACUGCCGCCUCUGUCUUGUACUUCUUCUUCCUGCCCGAGACUGGUGGUAAAACCUUGGAGGAAAUUUCAGAGCUCUUUGGUGAUGCUGUGGCGGUGGGUAUGCAUGCCAAUAUUAAGAAGCUUGAUGCUACCAGUGUUGUUCAUGCUGAAGGCAGCGAGCCUCGCAAGUAG